Messenger RNA from Haliotis rubra (blacklip abalone), 5123 nucleotides. Its product is annotated as broad substrate specificity ATP-binding cassette transporter ABCG2-like. Lineage: Eukaryota; Metazoa; Mollusca; Gastropoda; Lepetellida; Haliotidae. Gene Ontology annotation, molecular function: ATP binding; ATP hydrolysis activity; ABC-type transporter activity. The record is from RefSeq and is a predicted model, not a curated record. The transcript has 18 exons. Gene Ontology annotation, cellular component: plasma membrane. Bases 156 to 2144 code for a protein of 662 amino acids.
CAUGUGAAUACUAUGAUAUGAAACAUUUUAUUUGAAAACGAUGGUUCGAUCAUUCUCAAUUGAAAAUCAAUACCAUUCGCGAGCCAAGCACUUACAAAGAGGCUGAACUGAUCGUUUACUUGCAUCGCGCAACAGGCUGCCUCACCUACGAAAUAAUGUACACGUCCCACAAGAGAAAUAUGGAGCCAGAAAAUAACAUGGAAAAGCUUUUGGUGAAAGCACAACCAAAUGGAAUAACAAAAUACGAUGGCGAUGCGGUGGAAAUUGACUUGGAGGGAGGGAGCGAUAAGCAGUCUGGAUCCGUGUUGUCAGCCCACAAGAUCUGUUAUGAGAUAGCAGUAAAAAACAAGCCAUGUUGUGGGCGCAGUGUGAAAAAGAAGAUACUUCAUGAUGUACAUGGUGUUUUCAAGCCUGGCAUGAACGCCAUCCUGGGCCCAACCGGAAGUGGGAAGACAUCGUUGCUGGACAUCCUGGCUGGGAGGAAAGAUCCACAGGGCCUGUCUGGUGAAGUACUGAUAGAUGGCGCUCUGCCACCUUCCAACUUCAAGUGCAUGGUGGGAUAUGUUGUACAGGAUGAUGUGGUGAUGGGAACCCUGACAGUGAGGGAGAACCUGCAGUUCUCCACUGCACUGCGUCUCUCCCGAUCCGUGUCAGUGAAGGAGAGGAAUGACAGGAUAGACAACGUCAUCCAGGAACUUGGCCUGUCAUCCUGCGCCAACACCAAGGUCGGUAAUGAAUUCAUGCGAGGUGUAUCAGGGGGUGAAAGACGUCGGACAAACAUCGGUAUGGAGCUGAUUAUCUCCCCUCCCGUGCUGUUCCUGGAUGAACCAACCACAGGCCUGGAUGCCAGCACGGCUAAUGCAGUCAUUCACAUGCUUAGAAGUUUAUCACAGAGAGGACGUACGAUUAUCUUCUCAAUCCACCAGCCAAGGUACUCUAUCUUCAAGCAGUUUGAUCGCCUCAUGAUGCUGUCACAGGGACAGACUGUUUACCACGGCGCUGCCAGUGAAUCUCUGCAGUUCUUCCGGGAAAUGGGUUACAUCUGUGAGGAACACAACAACCCUCCGGACUUCUUCCUCGAUGUCAUCAACGGUGAUGCUGCGUGUUUGCUGUCAGUGGAAAACAAGGAAGUAAAAGAAGAGGUGACUGUCAACCAGACCCUAGCUGAAGGCUUCAUAAAAUCCAAAUGGCAUAAAGAGUUGAUGAUGGAGGUGCAGCCAGUCUACAACCAGUUCAAGGAGGAGUCUGAGAAUGGUGGCGUUGUCCGCAUGGAGAGAGUGGAGUAUGCAACCUCAUUCCUGCAACAGUUUGUUGUUGUAGCUGGUCGAACAUUACGGAAUAUUCUCAGGAAUCCACACGCAGCCAUGAUGCAGGUGUUCAUGAUGCUGUUGUUUGCCAUCAUCGUUGGAGCUGUGUACUUCCAGCUAGACACAUCCGCAGCCUCGGGAAUACAGAACAGAGUUGGUGCCUUUUUCUUCAUGGUGAUGAAUCAGAUAUUUGGUAACCUGUCUGCUGUAGAAAUAUUCCUUCGUGAGAGAUCUAUGUUUAUGCAUGAAAAUGUGAGUGGCUUCUAUCGUGUGUCAUCAUUCUUCCUGGCAAAAGUUUUCUGCGAUCUUGUACCCAUGAGGCUGGUACCUACAGCAGUGUUCAGCUCGGUCGUCUACUGGCUCAUUGGAUUCAAAAAUGGUGCAAGUCAUUUCUUCUUCUUCCUCCUGAAUCUCUUCCUGACAACGUUGUCCGCCACAAGUCUGGCAUUUGCUAUCAGUGCCAGUAUCCAGGUCCGAGCUGUUGCCAACAUCCUCAUCUCACUCUGCUUUGUCUUCAUGAUGUUGUUCAGUGGGCUGCUCAUCAACCUGGGUUCUAUUGGGGAGUGGCUGACCUGGGCCAAGUGGAUCUCCAUCUUCAGGUUCAGCCUGGAUGCCCUCUGUAUCAAUGAGCUCAAGGAUCAGGAAUUCUGUGAUGAAAAGGUUGAGGGGAACAUUACACAGACCUGUGUGACCGGGAACUCCUAUCUAGAACAGCAGGACAUUGCGUACGUGACGGGUUGGGACCUGUGGCAGAGGGAGGCUGCCCUCUUCAUCAUGUCCAGCAUGUUCCUUUUCCUCACCUACGUCCAGCUACGCCGCAUUAAGAAACUCAAGUGAGGUCACAUCUGGUGCUUGUAUUCCGCGAGUUAGUGAAGCCUGUGUGCAACAGACAUCUGUCAUGUCCGGGAUCUCCAGGAGUCACCCUCCGACUGCGUACAAACGUGGCUUGUGGAUUUCACUGACAACACUCUCUUGCUGCCAAACCAACAAACUAUAUGAUUCCAACAUGUCAGGUUUGGAUUACUUACCUGGUAAAAUGUUUGACUCGACGACUUGAAGUAGUUGUGUGAUCAGCUGAGAUGUGGAGAAUUGUCUGUCAAGGUUGUGUCAGUAUAAAGGGGUCAAGUAUGACAAGUUACUGGCUACGCCAUGAGAUCAAGUGUCAAGUAGAAUCUUCCCUUUCACUGGAAUACCAUUGUGUACCUGUAAUGUGGAUGUGAGUUAUACCAUUGUGUACCUGUCAUGUGGAUGUGAGUUAUACCAUUGUGUACCUGUCAUGUGGAUGUGAGUUAUCACCUGAAGAGGGGUCUUCAUCUACAACACUGUUACACAAGUCUGAUGCUGCAACAAGGGCUGCCCUUCUUACAGUCAGCCAAGGUGGACAUUCAUAUCCUACAUAUACUGUCAGUUGUUCUUCACACCAACAUCGAUGUCCUCUUCUCAUGUUUGCACAAAGUGUAUUUGUGUUUGGGUGUGUGGUACCAAGUAUCUAUGGAAACAGAUUUGACAGAUCAGAUCCAAAUAAAAUGAAAAGUAGUAAGAUACAGACCUCAUUUUAUCUACUUCAAACAAUGGAUUCUGAUUGGUCAGCUAAAAUCUGUGAACCAUAACAUAUGGCGAGUGUUCUUGAGUCUGUGUGCUACAUAAAUGCUGAAGUAUGUGAAAACAAGUGAUGCACUGCCUGUACAAGACACCAUGUUAUAUCAUCUCUAUUCUUGAUCAAGUUAUUCACUGACUGUACAAGACACCAUGUUAUAUCAUCUCUGUAUUCUCUAUCAAGUUAUUCACUGACUGUACAAGAUGUUAUAUCAUAUCUGUAUUCUCUAUCAAGUGAUGCACUGCCUGUACAAGACACCAUGUUAUAUCAUCUCUGUAUUCUCUAUCAAGUUAUUCACUGCCUGUACAAGACACCAUGUUAUAUCAUAUCUGUAUUCUCUAUCAAGUUAUUCACUGACUGUACAAGACACCAUGUUAUAUCAUCUGUUUUCUCUAUCAAGUGAUUCACUGACUGUACAAGACACCAUGUUAUAUCAUCUCUGUAUUCUCUAUCAAGUGAUUCACUGACUGUACAAGACACCAUGUUAUAUCAUCUCUGUAUUCUCUAUCAAGUGAUUCACUGACUGUACAAGACACCAUGUUAUAUCAUCUCUUUAUUCUCUAUCAAGUGAUUCACUGACUGUACAAGAUGUUAUAUCAUCUCUGUAUUCUCUAUCAAGUGAUUCACUGACUGUACAAGAUGUUAUAUCAUCUCUUUAUUCUCUAUCAAGUUUAUCACUCACUGUGUUUUGUUGAGUCUUACAUUCAAGUACUCUGCCGCUCAGUAGUUUUGUUUUUUGAAGACAGGAAGGAUAUAGAGAGUUACUGUCUGUGCAGUAUGUGUUAUUGUCAGCUAGUCCUAGCACCAUGGAUUUUUCAUGUACUGGUAAAAAGCGAGAUAGCAAAGUUGAUAUUUAAAAAGUAUGCAAAGUGGUGCAUGUAAAGUUUGAUUUUAUCGUUGAUGAGACUAGUAUUGUACUUAAAUAAGUAAGAGUUAUUGACUUGUUAUUACCUCAGGAAAAUAUACCUACCUCCUAAGUUCAUGUACUACUGUACAUGAGGGUAGUUGUCUCUGUAUUCCGUGUACUCCAUAAAUAGGAUUAAUGUAACAAGGGAAAAGUAGGAACGAAGGUGUUUGUUGGGGUCUAAAUGUAACAGUAUUGAAUUGCUGCCAGUAUUCUCAUUCAAAACAAUAGCUAGACAUUAACGCUGCUGUAGAGUUUGUGCUUUAUUAUUUAUAAACAUACCUUGGCAUUGGUUCUGUUAAAAUCCUGGAAGGACUUGGAUUAAGGUUGUUUGUUUCAGGAAUAUGUACAAAACUUGCAGUUCAAGAUGAAAUGUCAAGCACAUUACUUAUAUGUCAACCACAUUAUAAGAAAUAUUGGGACACCCAAUUUGCUGAUAUGUCAAGCACAUUGCUGAAAUGUCAAGCACCAUGCUGAUAUGUGAAGCACACUGUCAGAAUGCUGGGACAUCCAUAGUGCUGAUAUGUGAAGCACACUGUCAGAUUGCUGGGACAUCCGUAGUGCUGAUAUGUCAACCACAUUGCAGACAUGUCAAGCACACUGUCAGAUUGCUGGGACAUCCACAUUGCUGAUAUGUCAAGCACACUGUCAGAUUGCUGGGACAUCCCUAGUGAUGAUAUGUCAAGCACACUGUCAGAUUGCUGGGACAUCCACAUUGCUGAUAUGUCAAGCACACUGUCAGAAUGCUGGGACAUCCCUAGUGCUGAUAUGUCAAGCACACUGUCAGAUUGCUGGGACAUCCCUAGUGCUGAUAUGUCAAGCACACUGUCAGAAUGCUGGGACAUCCCUAGUGCUGAUAUGUCAAGCACACUGUCAGAAUGCUGGGACAUCCCUAGUACUGAUAUGUGAAGCACACUGUCAGAAUGCUGGAACAUCCCUAGUACUGAUAUGUCAAGCACACUGUCAGAAUGCUGGGACAUCUGUAGUACUGAUAUGUCAAGCACACUGUCAGAUUGCUGGGACAUCCCUAGUACUGAUAUGUCAAGCACACUGUCAGAUUGCUGGGACAUCCGUAGUACUGAUAUGUCAAGCACACUGUCAGAAAGCUGGGACAUCCCUAGUACUGAUAUGUCAAGCACACUGUCAGAAUGCUGGGACAUCCCUAGUACUGAUAUGUCAAGCACACUGUCAGAAUGCUGGGACAUCCCUAGUACUGAUAUGUCAAGCACACUGUCAGAUUGCUGGGACAUCCCUAGUACUGAUAUGUCAAGCACACUGUCAGAAUGCUGGAACAUCCCUAGUGCUGAUAUGUCAA